UUCGUAGUUAGGUCCCAGACCAUCCCACCCCACACACACACACCCCGGCCGUCAGGGCUUCCGCAGACUUCCAGGGGUGACUUGGGUGUCCCCUAUCCUGGAUCCCGUGCGUCCAGGGCGCACCGGGAGUCAGAAAGCAAUCCGCACCAUGCAGGAGAGUGACAUCGGCCUGGAGGGCUUGUCCCCCAAGGACGUCCCUACAGACCAGGCCGCCGGGGCCGUGGAUGGGGAGGGCGCGCCGCCCGGCGGUCCCCGCGCACAGGCGGCCACGAUGAGAGUCCACGAGAAGUACUCGACGCUCCCGGCCGAGGACCGCAGCGUCCACAUCAUCAACAUCUGCGCGAUCGAGGACAUCGGCUACCUGCCGUCCGAGGGCACGUUACUCAACUCCCUGUCCGUGGACCCCGACGCCGAAUGCAAGUAUGGCCUGUACUUCCGGGACGGCAAGCGCAAGGUGGACUACAUCCUGGUCUACCAUCACAAGAAGCCCUCGGGCAGCAGGACUCUGGCCAGGAGGGUCCAGCACAAUGACACUGGCCUGGGAGCCCGCGGCGCCAGGCAAGACCAGCCCCUGCCCGGGAAGGGGGCCCCGGUGGACGUGGGCUUGCCUGAGACCGCAGUGGACUACCACGAGGACGACAAGCGCUUCCGCAGGGAGGAGUAUGAGGGCAACCUGCUGGAGGCCGGCCUGGAGCUGGAGCGAGAUGAGGACACCAAAAUCCAUGGGGUCGGAUUCGUGAAAAUCCACGCUCCCUGGCACGUGUUAUGCAGGGAGGCUGAGUUUCUGAAGCUGAAGAUGCCCACAAAGAAGGUGUAUCACAUCAGCGAGACCCGGGGCCUCUUGAAAACCAUCAACUCGGUACUGCAGAAGAUCACCGACCCCAUCCAGCCCAAGGUGGCGGAGCAUAGGCCGCAGACCACCAAAAGGCUCUCCUACCCCUUCUCCCGGGAGAAGCAGCACCUAUUCGACUUGUCUGACAAGGACUCAUUUUUCGACAGCAAAACCCGGAGCACGAUAGUCUAUGAAAUCUUGAAGAGAACCACGUGCACCAAGGCCAAGUACAGCAUGGGGCAAGGAGAGGGAAGAAAGAAGGACUCUGCCCUUCUAAGUAAAAGGCGAAAGUGUGGGAAAUACGGUAUCACGAGCCUGCUGGCCAAUGGUGUGUACUCUGCCGCGUACCCUCUGCAUGACGGAGACUAUGAGGGAGAAAACGUGGAGUUCAAUGACAGAAAACUCCUGUAUGAGGAGUGGGCAAGCUACGGGGUCUUCUACAAGUACCAGCCCAUUGACCUGGUCAGGAAGUACUUUGGGGAGAAGAUCGGCCUGUACUUUGCCUGGCUGGGGGCCUAUACCCAAAUGCUCAUCCCUGCCUCCAUCGUGGGAGUCAUCGUCUUCCUCUACGGAUGCGCCACGGUGGAUGAAAACAUCCCCAGCAUGGAGAUGUGUGACCAGAGACACAACAUCACCAUGUGUCCUCUGUGCGACAAGACCUGCAGCUACUGGAAGAUGAGCUCAGCCUGCGCCACAGCCCGUGCCAGCCACCUCUUCGACAAUCCCGCCACCGUCUUCUUCUCUGUGUUCAUGGCCCUGUGGGCCGCCACCUUCAUGGAACACUGGAAGAGGAAGCAGAUGCGGCUGAAUUACCGCUGGGAUCUCACAGGCUUCGAGGAAGAGGAGGAAGCAGUCAAGGAUCAUCCUAGAGCAGAGUACGAAGCCAGAGUCCUGGAGAAGUCACUGAGGAAAGAAUCCAAAAACAAAGAGACCGACAAAGUGAAGCUGACAUGGAGGGACCGCUUCCCAGCCUACUUCACCAAUCUGGUCUCCAUCAUCUUCAUGAUCGCAGUGACAUUUGCCAUCGUGCUCGGCGUCAUCAUCUACAGAAUCUCCAUGGCCGCCGCCUUGGCCAUGAACUCCUCCCCAUCGGUGCGGUCCAACAUCCGGGUCACGGUCACGGCCACCGCCGUCAUCAUCAACCUGGUAGUCAUCAUCUUGUUGGAUGAGGUCUACGGCUGCAUUGCCAGGUGGCUCACCAAGAUUGAGGUCCCGAAGACUGAGAAGAGCUUUGAAGACAGGCUAACCUUCAAGGCCUUCCUGCUGAAGUUUGUGAACUCGUACACCCCCAUCUUCUACGUCGCCUUCUUCAAAGGCCGGUUUGUGGGACGUCCAGGAGACUACGUGUACAUCUUCCGCUCUUUCCGGAUGGAGGAGUGCGCCCCGGGCGGCUGCCUGAUGGAACUCUGUAUCCAGCUGAGCAUCAUCAUGCUGGGCAAGCAGCUCAUCCAGAACAACCUGUUUGAGAUCGGCAUCCCGAAAAUGAAGAAGUUUAUCCGCUACCUGAAGCUGCGGCGCCAGAGCCCCUCGGACCACGAGGAGUCCGUGAAGAGGAAGCAGCGCUAUGAGGUGGACUUCAACCUGGAGCCGUUCGCCGGCCUCACCCCGGAGUACAUGGAAAUGAUCAUCCAGUUUGGCUUCGUCACGCUGUUCGUGGCCUCCUUUCCCCUGGCACCACUGUUCGCCCUGCUGAACAACAUCAUUGAGAUCCGCCUGGACGCCAAAAAGUUCGUCACUGAGCUGCGGAGGCCAGUGGCGAUCAGAGCCAAAGAUAUCGGCAUCUGGUACAACAUCCUCAGAGGCGUCGGGAAGCUUGCUGUCAUCAUCAAUGCCUUUGUGAUCUCCUUCACGUCAGAUUUCAUCCCUCGCCUGGUGUACCUCUACAUGUACAGUCAGAAUGGGACCAUGCACGGCUUUGUCAACCACACGCUAUCCUCCUUCAACGUCAGCGACUUCCAGAACGGCACCGCGCCCAACGACCCGCUGGACCUGGGCUACGAGGUUCAUAUCUGCAGGUACAAAGAUUACCGUGAGCCCCCAUGGUCGGAACACAAAUAUGACAUCUCCAAGGACUUCUGGGCUGUCCUGGCCGCCCGGCUGGCUUUUGUCAUCGUCUUUCAGAACCUGGUCAUGUUCAUGAGCGACUUUGUUGACUGGGUCAUCCCGGACAUCCCCAAGGACAUCAGCCAGCAGAUCCACAAGGAGAAGGUGCUCAUGGUGGAACUGUUCAUGCGGGAGGAGCAGGGCAAGCAGCAGCUGCUGGACACAUGGAUGGAGAAGGAACGGCGGAGGGACCCGCCUUGCAACAACCACAGCCCCGCCGUGCGCCCCGAGCCCGCCGACAGCAGCCCGGCCCCCAGUUAUGAGUACAGCGGGGGUGCGCUGUAAACCGCUGCGGCAGGCUGGCAGGCCAGCCGGCUUAAGCUCUCCUCGCCCCUCGGGGCCCAGUGGCUUCCUGAGUUGUCCGCACAACGUGGAGAACCACUCUGCUAGGACAGCGUCCUUUCUUCUUUCUGGGUUUUUUUUUUUUUUCCUCUUUUUUUUUUUUUUUUUUGCACAAAGCCAUUAUGCAGGGACAUUUUUAACUUUAGUAUUCAAGGCAAAUAAAAAAAAAAAAAAAGAUGGUUGUUGAGGGUGGCGCAGGGACACAGAGCCCAGGGACAUGGAGUCUUCCAGGCGGUAGAAGGGGACUCAGGUCUCAGGGUGUCUUGUGUCAUACUUGAUCUGACAGACGCAGACCACUGUCCAGGCGCGAGGUGAAGUUCAGGGUAAGAAUGAGCGGCAUAGAUCCAGGUUACCAAAGGAGUCGCCUGCAUCUAGGUUGGAGGAGCUAGGUGGCUUUAAUCGUCUUCCCUUCUGGAAGCUCAGAGUCUGCGGUCAGAAGCAGAGGUGCGCAGCCUGCCCACACAUGGAGGGUGUGGGACUCUCCAGUUAUUCUCGAGAGACUGAAGACGCAGGUGGCCCUGGGUCUGUCUCCCUGGCAAGCUCCAUGCCAGCCGCUCAGAAGCCCAUCUUCAUGGGACAAAGCAGGGUGGUGGGCAGGGGAGGUCUCCACAGAGUGAGUGAUCUCAAGAAGGUUGGGGGCAUUGCAGUCCUGAGGCUCGUUCAAAGAUUUGAGCUUAGACUAUUUAUUGGUUUAAAAAAAAAAAAUCAAUGAUGUGAUAGAUGUGAGAAUUUUUUUUUUCCUGUAGCUCAAGGUGGAAGGAAUUUAUUAGUUAACCAAAUAUCAUUGAGAGGAACUUAAAAUACUGUUACUACCAAAGAUUUUUAUUAAUAAAACCUUCUAUUUUGGUAAUAUUUCUGUAUAUUUUUACUCACAGGAUGUCACCGUUGGGUAAUUAUCAUUUUAAAAGCUUGUAAAACAAGUCACAUGAGUGACCCCAGUUUGUAGUUGUGGUAACCAGUUACCUGAAAUCUCUCAAGCCGAGGUGCCAGGGCCAAGACACCUCCCUCCUGUGCUUGUGGGGGUGAGCAGAGCUUGGCACUAUUGCCUUCAGCCCACUGGGGGUCAUAGGUUCUCAAUGUUUGCUAAAGCCAUGGGAUCGGGGGCUUUGUCUUUCUCUUGUACAGUGAGUGGUUUCAGAUGGUGUUUUGUAUAUAACUAUUGUAUCCAAAAUUAGUUGAUUACCAAAAAUCCUUUUAUGGAAAACAUUUUUUUAAAAAAAAACUGAAUGUAUACCAACCCACGGAAGACUGUGGCGGAACAUUCAUUGAAAUAAAUUUGAAUACAUGGCGUUUUCUCCUA
Messenger RNA from Jaculus jaculus (lesser Egyptian jerboa), 4577 nucleotides. It is a transcript of the gene Ano1, whose product is annotated as anoctamin 1. The transcript has 27 exons. The coding region runs from base 149 to 3220 and encodes 1023 amino acids. The record is from RefSeq and is a predicted model, not a curated record. Lineage: Eukaryota; Metazoa; Chordata; Mammalia; Rodentia; Dipodidae. Gene Ontology annotation, biological process: chloride transmembrane transport. Gene Ontology annotation, cellular component: plasma membrane. Gene Ontology annotation, molecular function: protein dimerization activity; chloride channel activity.